Hydractinia symbiolongicarpus is the source of this 507-nucleotide messenger RNA. RefSeq names its product P2X purinoceptor 7-like. The record is from RefSeq and is a predicted model, not a curated record. The transcript has 3 exons. NCBI's taxonomy places the organism in Eukaryota, Metazoa, Cnidaria, Hydrozoa, Anthoathecata, Hydractiniidae. The coding region runs from base 1 to 507 and encodes 168 amino acids.
AUGGAUCAACCAACGGUACUUGGUUUUCAGUUUGAACCAGAAUUUCAGGAUGAUGAAGAACAUUCUGAACCUGAAGAAUAUUCUGAUAUUUCUUUGGAUGAUGCGAACUUGCGAGCUAUUACAGCGGAGGGAGAUAGGAAAGCUGGGGUUGAUGGUUGGUGUACUUGUGGGCACUGCGUCGUAUUGGAUACGGAAAGAGAAUGUAUCACUGAGCACGAUAGCUUUUCAAACGUGAUGCUGGACAGGGGUGUUCUGUGGACUGCUUUGGUAUCGUUAUAUGACAGGGAAAAUGCAUCGUUACCAUAUGAUAGGGAUAACGUACCUAGCCAAUCAUAUCGCUACGCAUCGUACAGACAGUUUAGUUGGUUCAUCCAUACUAGGUUGGGACGAGGUGUGCGGAGAGUCAUUCCUGCUUGUGUCGUUGCUAAAAUAAGAACAGCCUUCCCUUCUGAAAGUGGUAAUUACACUGGGUUUAGAGAGAGAGGAACGAAUGUUCAUAAGGAUUGA